Molecule: messenger RNA, 439 nt
Organism: Aspergillus pseudotamarii
Lineage: Eukaryota; Fungi; Ascomycota; Eurotiomycetes; Eurotiales; Aspergillaceae
Exons: 1
Coding region: 137-376 (79 amino acids)
Source: RefSeq, a predicted model, not a curated record
UCAACGCACGAUGGGGUCUCUAUCUCUGAAUGCACCUUGUACAAGGUGUUCCGCGCUUACUCGUGUCGCACUUGACUCGUUUCUUAUUUUAGCGAUGACACUCCUUGGAAGGGCGAAUACGAACCCCCGGUCGUGAAUGCGACGCAUCAAGCCCGCAUACGACUAUCGUGACUGCGGAAUCGAGUUGUGCGAGCCGUACAAAAGCAAGAGAUAUAACAUCUACGACGCGAAGACAACCAUCGGUCUGAAUGCGCCAGGAGGCGGCUUCUGUAACCGCACCAUUAUCAAAGCUAUAAGCUAUGUCCCAUCUCUAUCGACCGUUUACCACGUUAGUCGAACUACUUGCGAUUGGCCACUACUCUAUAAUAGUAUUUAAUUUCGAGGUGGGCCAAUCGACGCUGCUCUGUGGUGCCGACUCUAUUAGCGUAUUUAUAUCUUU